Messenger RNA from Monodelphis domestica (gray short-tailed opossum), 6074 nucleotides. It is a transcript of the gene SPPL2B, whose product is annotated as signal peptide peptidase like 2B. Gene Ontology annotation, molecular function: aspartic endopeptidase activity, intramembrane cleaving. Gene Ontology annotation, cellular component: lumenal side of endoplasmic reticulum membrane; lysosomal membrane; Golgi-associated vesicle membrane. NCBI's taxonomy places the organism in Eukaryota, Metazoa, Chordata, Mammalia, Didelphimorphia, Didelphidae. Gene Ontology annotation, biological process: membrane protein proteolysis. The record is from RefSeq and is a predicted model, not a curated record.
GUGCAAUAGUCUGGCUCCGGCAAGCGGAGGCCCGAGCUGUCUUUCCCGGUCCUGCCCUGUCCUGCCUUGUGACCGGGACCUCAGGCGAACAUGGCGGUGCUGGCGCGGCUGCUGGUGGGACUCGCCCUCAUAGCACAGGUGACCUGUGAGUAUGGAAUGGUCCAUGUGAUUGCCGAGCCAGGGAAUGGCAAAGGAAAAGACUACUGUAUCCUGUACAAUUCCCAAUGGGCCCACUUACCACCUGGCCUUGGCAAAGCAUCUUUGUUACAGCUUCAGGACCAAACAACAUCUGUCUUAUGUUCUCAAUCUGAUGUCCCCAGUGGGGGAUUUAACAACCGAAUCCCUAUGGUGAUGCGUGGAAACUGCACCUUCUAUGAGAAAGUGAAACUGGCCCAAAUGAAUGGGGCUCGGGGACUUCUAGUAGUCAGCAGAGAAAAACUGGUCCCUCCAGGAGGCAACAAGACUCAGUAUGAUGAGAUUGGUAUUCCUGUGGCCCUCCUCAGCUAUAAAGACAUGCUUGACAUUUGCAAGACUUUUGGUCACUCAGUGAGAGUGGCAUUGUACGCCCCCAAGGAGCCUGUCCUUGAUUACAACAUGGUCAUCAUCUUCAUCAUGGCUGUGGGGACAGUUGCAGUUGGAGGCUACUGGGCAGGAAGCCAGGAUGUGAAGAAGAGGUUCAUGAAGCAUAAGCGCGAUGAUGGAACAGAAAAACAUGAUGAUGAGACAGUGGAUGUGACUCCCAUAAUGAUUGGAGUGUUUGUGGUGAUGUGCUGUUCCAUGUUGGUCUUGCUUUACUACUUCUAUGAUCAUCUUGUAUACAUGAUUAUAACUAUAUUCUGCCUGGCAUCAUCCACUAGCCUCUAUAGUUGUCUUUAUCCUUGUAUAAAAAGACUCCCAUUUGGGAAAUGCAGGGUUCCAGACAACAAUUUACCGUAUUUUCACAAGCGGCCACAGAUUCGUAUGCUGCUCCUAGCAAUAUUUUGUAUCACAGUCAGUAUAAUAUGGGGAGUCUUCCGGAAUGAAGAUCAGUGGGCCUGGGUCCUUCAAGAUGCUCUGGGAAUUGCCUUCUGCCUUUACAUGUUAAAAACCAUUCGCCUGCCAACUUUCAAGGCUUGCACUUUGCUUCUAUUAGUGCUCUUCAUCUAUGAUGUAUUUUUCGUAUUCAUCACACCAUUUCUAACAAAGAGUGGGAACAGCAUAAUGGUAGAAGUGGCUGCUGGUCCUUCGGAUUCUACCACUCAUGAAAAGCUCCCCAUGGUGCUGAAGGUCCCAAGAUUAAACUCUUCACCAUUAGCACUCUGUGACAGGCCAUUUUCUCUAUUAGGCUUUGGAGAUAUCUUAGUGCCAGGAUUAUUGGUAGCCUAUUGCCACAGAUUUGACAUCCAGGUGCAAUCCUCUAGAGUCUACUUUGUAGCUUGUACUAUAGCCUAUGGCAUCGGCCUUCUGAUCACUUUUGUUGCUUUGGCGUGGAUGCAGAGGGGUCAGCCAGCUCUCCUUUAUCUAGUGCCCUGCACUGUGAUCACAAGCUUUGUGAUAGCUUUAUGGAGAAAGGAGCUGAGAAUGUUCUGGACAGGCAGCGGCUUUGCGGUUUUUGGGGGAAGAUAACUUGAAUUUCAAAACUGAAUUAUAAGGGCCUCCUCAAAGCCUUUCCCUCUGAUAGAAGUUACUGAUUGGUGUGCUUCUCAUCCAGCUGUUGAACUGACAUUAAAAGAAUGAUUUGUUUGAGUUAAGGUUGAGUAUAGGAGAAGGGAGCGUGACAAUUUAUGAGCAGGUGAGGCAAGUUAAGCUUUCAGAAAGGGGAAAAAAAGGAAUCCUGGACCCCAUUGGCAAAAGGAAGGGCUCCUUUUGUCCUGUUUAUGGCAAAGCCUCAAGCUGAAGAGGCACAGAUGUAAGGAAUCUACAGCCUUUUUGUUGUUUAUUUUUUAAACCCUUGCCUUCUAUCUUAGUAUCAAAUCUAAGACCGAAGAGCAGCAAGACUUAGGCAAUCAGGGUACUUGCCCAUGGUCACACAGCUAAGAAAUAUCUAAGGCCAGAUUUGUGCCUCUCUUUUUAGAAUAGCACCUUGAACUGCUAUUUUCGUUCUUGGCCUGAACACUAUGGAGAAUUUGAGCAUUUAACAUUCCAUUUUUAUUCAAGAAUCAUUGCUAUAUAUUUUAACAACUGGAGCUAUCCAUGAGUAGAAGAGACGCUCCACGUCAAUGGAAGUCUGUAAGCAGAAGCUGCAUCAUCACCUUCCAGGGACAUUCUGUUCAGUCUCAAGUUGGACUGGGUCCAUUCUGGCUCUGAGAUCUAUGAUUUAUGGGUCUUUGAGUGCAUCUUAAAAGGAACCGUAGUUCUUAUGUAUUCAAGUGACUAUAAUUAUAAAAUAUUUUCAUAUAACUGAAUGGCUCAAUUUUGCUUUAAUAUGGAAUCAGCGACAUAUGUAAAUUCUUUUCCAAAUCCUUUGGGAAAAGAGUUUGAGCUUCAGGGCUUAUUGUUAUUUUGCUCUGAAAAAGCUUGACUUGCCUUACCUUCUUUACUAUCAUUUCUAUUCCUCCAUCCAAUAUUGCUUGUGGAGGUAUGGAAUCCCCUCUAGGAUAGACUUUUUCAGGUCUAUAAUGUCGGGGGUCUCAUUGAAUAUAUUUACAUUGCCUUACCUAUGACUUUUCUUUUGUAGAAGGACCUGCCUCAACCUCCCUGGGUGAUGGCUUCAACUGAAUGUCCCCAACCCCUAAAAGAUUCAAAUGCUUCCCCUUCUCAACAGGAUCCAAACAAAGAAUGGAUCAACCCCACCCUCCAAGCAGACCAACUCUCUGAUCCACCUGUGUCCUUGGAGAAAACAGCAGAUGCCAGUGAACCUCUGAGCUCUGCCCCUUCUGAUUCAGAACCAGCCAAUCAAGACAACAAGGACCAACCUCAUCAAGAGAUUGGAGAGGCCCAUCAGACUAGAUGAGGAAAGUGGAGAUAGGAAUCGUGGCACCUGCUACAUGGUCCUGAGUGCCCAUGGACUGGUUCUAACAUUCACUAAAGAACCCCACAGCAUCAUUCCUCCUACAGUUGCUGAUACUUGUUAGGUCCCCCUUCCCCCUCUUUCUGAAAUAUGGUGCUCUCAUUCCCUUCUGAUGCCCAUUUCAGGGAGAACUUGAAUAGGUUUCUCUUCCUCCACUCCUGCCUUCCUUCUCAUGCCCGCCUUGUACUAAGAGGUUUUAUUUAUGCAUUGCCCUAUGCUUGCGUGACUGCUGUGUUUCUCUAGCCUGACUGAGCUUAAUCUUGAAUGGGAAGCACUGGACUGUUUAGCUAACAUGAAAAGCUGAGAGAAGUCAUUGAUAGUACUUUCUCUUUAGCCAACAGUUAACAUUUCAUUUUUCUCUUUAUGAUAUCUUAAUUACAAAUGAAUGAUUUCAUAUAAUCAGAUAUUUAAGAAGCAAGAAAUGGUCCAUCAUUUCACCUCCUUUCAAAAGGUACGAAUUUCUGUUCUGGUGCAUGAAGUGCAUCAUGACUCUAGGGUUUUUCCCCCCUGCUCUUAAAAAAUGGUCUGGUCAAAGACUCCAGAAUGUAGAAGGCUUUUAUAGAUAAAAUAUUCACUGAGUAGACUACCUCUUGUCUAGCCUAGUAAGUAUGUUAACAAUUUUUUGUUUCUCAUGAGAUAGGAAAACAAAGCCACCACAUGCUAGUCUCCAGGUAAUUAGGGAAAAGACUUUGAUUACAUAUAAAUGAUAUAAAGAAAGUGGUGCAGGAAUUUGGAGGAACUGGUCAAUACUGGGAGUGAAAUAGACCCUAAAGUCUAUUGGCUCUUGUGUUAGAUAAGAAGGUAUUGCUCUGUUUAAUUGAUUGUGUCUUAUGAACUUGAGUGGCUAAAUAAGUGGGGGAAAGCAUGUUCAGAAACCUGGAUUUAGUUCUAACUCUUAAAUGCGUCUACUCUGUUUUCCUGAAAAUAAUUGGAUGCCUCCUCACCCGCACCCCUAGCUGUUGAGAUCUAGGACCUUAUAGGCAGUGUUCUCUGUUUUGCUAAGUCACUCAGAGGAUAAUUCCUUAGAACUAAAGCAGUAUUGCCUCUGGAGAUUUGGCAUCUCCGUGGGACUAUGUUUCAGAGCUCAAAGAGGAGGGGAAGCUAUUAUAAACUCACUUUAGAUAAAAUAAAAUGUGACUUUUGGGUUUCUAGUAAUUUUGUUAGGCUGAGUUCUAGGGUUAGCAUGGACUCCCCUAACUCAUCUAAAUUCAGGUGACCUUUUUUCUACCACUGGAAAGUUACUGAGGCUAUGGACCUAUGGUUCUCUGUCUCCCUCCCCUUUGCCCUUGAAAGGGGGAUCUGAGUGAGGACAUUGUUCUCUGCUCUCUUUCCUUUAUACAUGACAACUAGCUACAGCCAUUGCUGAGCAAACCAGUGUGAGAGGUAAAUAUCUUCAGCCUCUUUGGCAGAUCCAGCAUCUCAGCAUUUGUUUACUUAGACAUAAGAUCCAUUUUGUUUUGAACAGAGAAACCAGGGGCUUUCAAUUUUAUUUCUAAGAAUCAAGAAUUCCUGUUUUUUAAGGCUCUACAUUCCAAUCCAUAAAAGUAACUUAAGUCCUGCACCUUGCAAUAGUAAGGAAUGCAUUUAAAAUCUAGCUAAGGAAUUUUUGCAAUAUAUGGGAAUAUUCUGGAAUGGUAUUCUGUCUUCUACCUCACUGAUAGGGUUCUCACAUCACUACUAGAGAGACAUCGUUUGGUGCACGAAGAAAGGGGCAGGAAAUGCCUAACUGCCAUGUGGCAUUUGUAGAAAGGCACAGAUGAAUGGUUCCGUUAUAUCAAGGCCACUAUGGCUGAAGUGCAAGGCUGCCCAGUCUUGCUCCACCUUCCUCCCUUUCCACUGUCUUUUCCCUGAAACAUCUGGAGUGUUGUCCCUUUUAUGUAGUUAGAAAAGCCCUGAUGUAUAAGAGAGAGUGUUUCUUACCUGUCUCCCUGGACCACAGAAACCUCAAUUAUGUCAUCUCCCCCUGUACCAAGUUAUAGUAAGGUAGCUAAAAAACCUAAGCUCUAAGACUGUAAAGCCUCAGUGGGCUCUUCAGAGUGGGCCCCUUAAGAAACACCCUUUUUUCAGGAGGGUUCCACUUCUUAGCCUGUCACCUUUCCCGAAGCAUGAAAGUGUUCCCUCAACUUUCCUUGGGCUCAGAAAGUGGAGCUAGGAUCUCUUUGUACAUCAGGGUUUGGAGUUCUCUUCAACCCAAAUGUCCAAUGAGGUGGAGUGUCGCUUGGGACCAUCUUGGCAACUUUAUACUUGACUACUCUUCUAAUCUUGUCUUUAGUCCUCCAGGCAGCCUUUUCAAAUUUGAGCUUUGAAAAAAUUUCCAGUUAAUGGAUAAUGUAUGACAGGUACACACAUACCUACUUAUUUUUCAUUCAACCACUCUUAAAACUAGAACUUUUCAACAUUGUAGUUACUGUUCAGGGCUCUGCCUUUCAGGUAUACCUCCCCCUUGUCUGAUUCUUGGCAGAGCUUCCCAGAAUAUCAGAGUCUUUGGGUAAAAUCAUAAACUUCCGGAAAAAAUACCAGCAUUGAGGAUUUAUGAAUAGCCUUAGUCAGCCAUUAGUCCUCUGGGGAGGAGGGGUGGAUUUUCUAGUUGAAGGAAGAAAAAAUGUCUCCAGAGUCCUUAAACCUGUUUGCGUAUUUCUCUUGGGUUAAAAUGAACUGAUAACAACCUGGGAACAAUACCAAAUGGACCUUUCCCUCCUACUUGUGUUCCUGUCCUUUUGUGAGCAUGUUGCCAUGGGCUAACAUGAUGCGAGUGAGCUCCUGUGCCAGCCAGGGAGGGACCUGAGUUGGAACCUGCUUCAGCCAAUUGGACUACGCCUUAAUUUAAGCCAUUUUAUACUUGUGUAUGGUAAAUGUGGGGUUGAUUGUUUUUGGUUUUGUGUUUUUUUUUUAAUUAGAAAAAUGUCAAGAAAUUCAAAGGCAGAUGUACCUAACGUUUGAAUUUCAUAUUUUUUGCCUUGCUUCUGUUUAACCUUAUCAUUAAACAUAGUUUUUGGUAUUUAAAACCCAGCAUUUGAACUUUAAUGUGAAGCAGUAGGGAAGAUAAAUGCCAAGUUUGCUGUCAAAAUAAAGAUUCCAUCACCUA